Messenger RNA from Cryptococcus amylolentus CBS 6039, 1350 nucleotides. RefSeq lists its product as hypothetical. The transcript has 13 exons. Lineage: Eukaryota; Fungi; Basidiomycota; Tremellomycetes; Tremellales; Cryptococcaceae. Bases 1 to 1350 code for a protein of 449 amino acids. Gene Ontology annotation, molecular function: catalytic activity. The record is from RefSeq and is a predicted model, not a curated record.
AUGGCUACCAGAACCUAUGCCGCCCUAAACCCUUGGAGGGCAUUGGCGAUCAAACAGCGGGUGCCUCCAUUGGUCGGCCUACGCACAUCAAAACGACUGUCGACGAGUGCUACCGAGGUAGAGGAGAGGCCUCUUUCGGGUGUCAAGGUUGUAGACCUGACCCGGAUUUUGGCCGGUCCUCUGGCCACUAUGAUGCUGUCCGAUCUAGGAGCGGAUGUCAUCAAGAUAGAAUCGCCCAAGAACGGCGAUGACACUCGCUCAUGGCUCCCGCCCUCGGCACCUAUACCUCUGAAAGACUAUCCUAGACCUGACUUGCCUCCGGAGUCUGCGUACUUUCUCCAAGCCAAUCGAAACAAGCGAUCGCUGACCCUAAACCUCAAGUCGAAAGAGGGAAAGAAGGUCAUCCACAAACUGAUUCAAGAGGCCGAUGUCUUGGUCGAGAAUUACGUGCCCGGAAAGCUGGAGAAAUUCGGCCUGUCAUACGAGCAAGUACGCGAAAUCAACCCCAAGAUCAUAUACUGUUCCAUCACCGGAUACGGCUCUACUGGGCCUUAUGCCAGUGCUCCUGGGUAUGACGUUGUUAUUGAGGCAGAGGCUGGGUUGAUGCACAUCACGGGAGAGAAGGGAGGCAAGCCGGUCAAGGUGGGCGUAGCGGUCACGGAUAUAUUGACCGGCCACUAUGCCCAGUCAGGUGUCCUGGCCGCAUUGAUCAAGAGAGGAAAGACGGGAAAAGGAUCUCGUGUGGAAGUCAGUCUGUUUGAAAGCCAGAUCGCUUCGCUUGUCAACAUAUCAUCAAACUAUCUCAUUGCUGGACAAGAAGCUGGCCGGUGGGGUACUUCGCACCCCUCUAUCGUACCGUAUCAAGUUUUCCCAACCAAAGACUCAUUUAUCAUGCUUGCUGGAGGCAACGACUCGCAAUUCGCGAUCCUGUGCUCACCGGAUGUUCUCGACAGACCCGAGUGGAUCAACGAUGAGCGAUUUGCUACAAAUCAAUCUAGAGUGGAGUAUAGGGAUACGAUGGUGAAGAAAUUGGGGGAAGUGCUGUCAGAGAAGACUACCGCCGAGUGGUGCGAGAAGCUCAAGGGAAAGGGGGUGCCAUUCGCCCCUAUCAACAACAUUGCCCAGACCUUUGCCCAUCCACAAGCUAUUGCUCGCAAGGUAGUCGAAGAAGUUGACCACCCACGGGCAGGAAAGAUCAAAUUAGCCGGGCCCGCCGUCUCUUACGAUGGAUCCAAAUUCAAACUCUAUCGUCCGCCCCCCUAUUUGGGUCAGCAUACGGAUGAAGUCUUACUUGAGCUGGGUUAUUCCCAGGAAGAGAUACGGCAGCUCAGAGAAGAUGGUGCUGUAUAA